Messenger RNA from Penicillium malachiteum, 2415 nucleotides. Its product is annotated as Golgi transport complex subunit COG4. NCBI's taxonomy places the organism in Eukaryota, Fungi, Ascomycota, Eurotiomycetes, Eurotiales, Aspergillaceae. The record is from RefSeq and is a predicted model, not a curated record. The transcript has 2 exons. Bases 1 to 2415 code for a protein of 804 amino acids.
AUGGACUCAAUAGAGGGAGAUACCCCAACACGAACCGAUAUCUUUAAUGCCAGCUCUGUGGCUGAGAUCAGGGCCGCCCUCUCCCGUCUCCAUACCCAGGAAGCAUCAGUGACCGCCCGCCUCGAUGCCCUGGUGACCUCACAAAAAGACCUGUCUCGAGAAUUGAGCCGAUUGGAUCUUAUGCGAGCCAACAUUGGCGCUCAAACAACAACCACCCGAUCGAUUAGCCAUGGAAUGCUCUCUGGCGCAGCCGGUACCGCCGAUCGAAUUUCGCGAGCUGUGCGUCGACUAGAUCUGGAACAAGCUCGGGUGAAGGCGACACUGGAGGUAGUUGAGCAGGUUGCAGAGCUCAAGGCAUGUGCUCUGGGUGUUGCGGGGUCAAUGGGUGCCUCUCAAGAUUGGGAGAUAGCUGCCAGCUACCUCAAUCGUGCUGCCAAGGUUCCAUCAGGAGUGAUCAAUGGAGCAUUCGCUGCAGAAAUGGUUCCCACAGCUGAGGUGCCUGACCCGCCAAGCGUCACCCUGGAUAAUGCGGCCGAGUCUCUAUGUAGCCUGUUCCUACGAGAAUUCGACAAGGCUGUUAAGGAGAAUGACGGAGCUAAGAUUACCCGAUUCUUCAAGCUGUUCCCGCUCAUCGGUCGCUCCGAGGUUGGUCUAGAUGUAUACGGUCGCUAUGUUUGCCAGGGCGUGGCUGCAAGAGCCCGCAACAAUCUGAAUGCAGGCCCGGGAACACAGAGUAAAGAGGGUUUCUUCUACGCCAAUGCACUGACAAAGCUGUUUGAGCAUAUUGCACAAAUUAUUGAUGGUCAUGGAGGGCUAGUUGAGCGACACUAUGGUCCCCGGAAGAUGAGUCGUGUUAUUGAGCGACUACAGGUUGAGGCAGAUGUACAGGGUGGCAUAAUUCUUGAUACCUGGGGCGAUGAACGGCAUGUGGAUCGCAAGUUGAUGGAAAUCAAGUCUUAUGCAUUUACCUUCCUGGUGCAAAGCUUCCUUCCUGCGCAACGCCCGGGACAAGCCCGUAUAAACUCCCCCGCACCGGGCGGCGCUACAGCUACCGAGGAUGAGGGAGUUGACAUGAAGGAAAUCGACGAGAUACUCAAUGAGAUGGGUAUUAUGCUAGGCCGAUGGUCUUUGUACUGUCGCUUUCUGGCAGAGACCUGCAAUCCCCCCGCCGAAGGCGACGAAAAAGACCAUGAGAAGAAGCUUGAGCUUCCUACCUUCUUGGGAGAAUCUUCCCUGGCGCGCAAAAUCAAUGAUCGACUGGUGACACCAUUCAAUGUCAUGACAACAUUCUUCUUCCGUCGGUCUGUGGAGAAGGCAUUCCAGUUAGAUGAAUCGCCUUCAGGCCUGAACCUGAAUAUCCACCGACCCCUGAAGGCGGAUCCACCUCACAUCACUUCCGCCGUCGACGAUAUCAUGUAUAUCGUGAAUAAGGUCCUGCAGCAGUCGCUGGCGACUUCUCAGGAAACUGUAAUCACAAAUGUGGUCCCUACAUUAUCCCGCGUGCUGGGGUCUGACUUUAUUGGCAUGACCCAGCGCAAAAUGCGUGAUGAAUGUUAUCCCCGUGCUGUCGCACAAGGCGCUCAACCUCCAGAGCAAAUGAUCAUUGCUUUCCUGGUGCAGAUCAACAACCUGGACAUAGGAAUCGAUUACAUUCGACGAAUUGUGCAGAACAACACGGGCUCGAAACAGCCUGCGCCGACAAGAGAAGCUGGCCCAGAGAAAGCUCCAGAGGUGACAGAGUAUCUGCUCUCGCUCUUCCCGGUCCCUUCAACUGCUCUUAUUGUCGCACAAACCCUUCACUCUCUAGCCAGUUCAUUCGAAAGCAAGGUCAAUGACCUUCUCACGGAUGGAAUCCAGGUCGUCUUCAACAAUGUGAUCAAGCACCGUCUCCGCCCUAUCCUUGCCGAUGCUUUCCGUGAUAUCGAGUACCAACCGUCAAGCGAUAGCGAUUCACCUGCUGACGGACACGAUGAUUAUGAGCAUGAUGGCAGCAAAGAGCUCGUUCGACCACGCUUUGCAGCUGGAUGGUCCGAAUUGCUCGUUCCGAUAGCGCGCAUUCUUACUCAACAAGCAUUUGAUCGUCUUCUUACUGUUACCAUCGCAUAUUUCGCACGACUGUUAGAAAAGCGACUGUGGUCCUACCAAGGACGUGUCAACCCACUUGGUGCUGCUCGUCUGGAGCGUGAUAUUGCUGGUCUUGUCAGUGCUGCUGUGGAUGUUGGGUAUGGCCCUGGCACUCCAGGUCGAUAUCGCCACCGGGAAGCUCUUUCGCGCUGUGUACAGAUGACAUUAGUGAUGAGCAUGGAUGAGGAUGAGUGGGAUGAGGUAUUAAGGGGUGGGGAGGCAGCAGAAGUUGUGGAUAAGCUUAGUCGGGAGGAGAGGGUUCGCGUACGGGCGAUGGUCAGACGUGGAUAG